Penicillium lagena is the source of this 450-nucleotide messenger RNA. RefSeq lists its product as uncharacterized. The record is from RefSeq and is a predicted model, not a curated record. Lineage: Eukaryota; Fungi; Ascomycota; Eurotiomycetes; Eurotiales; Aspergillaceae. The transcript has 2 exons. The coding region runs from base 1 to 450 and encodes 149 amino acids.
AUGAUUAAUGGCUUAUCGGCUACGCCCCGCAAGAAAAUUGGCCUCGAGCAUGGCCGCGCACUUCGGGAGCAGAUCCACAGCCAGAUUGCCAUCUACGAUGAGAUGUUCCAGAACACCUCCAAGCUCUCAUGGUCGGAAGUCCGCGAAGUGUCUAAAGAAUUCCAGCCAACACUCGCAAAGCUAACUCCGCAUCUACUCGCCGAAAUGGAGGGCAUAGCCGAGGGUGCGGAGCUGGAUAUUUUGGAUGUGAUAGCUUUGAACUGCCGCAGCGAGAUUGCGUUAGGCAAGUUCUCAGACGGAUGCACAACUUUGUCUUGGAAGAAGGGUGAGAAUUCUCGGGUGUUGUCUCAGAACUGGGACUGGACGGCGCGGGUGAGGGCGAACUUGGCCAUGGUCUCGAUUGAGCAGGUCGGGAAGCCGACUAUAUAUAUGGUGACUGAAGUCAGUUGA